AUGGUGCGUCACGAUGUUCUCCGCUAUUUGCAAACGGCGUGGAACAAGCCUCCGGGGGUCGAUUUGCAACAGGGUGAAGUGGCCGUCAUUCAAGUCCGCGACGAAAUCGCCGACCGCAUGUACGAUGGAUACUACGAAGACGAGAAGCGUCAGGACUUUUUGCUUCAAGUUUGGCCCAUUGUGUGCCUCCAAAUCAGUAAAGACAACCGCGUCCGAAAAGUAUCCCGUGUCAUUGAUGGCAGCCGACGUGCCUUGUGGAUCUGGACGGCGCCUCCUGCUGGUGAAAACGCCAUGCAGUCGUAA
Seminavis robusta is the source of this 303-nucleotide messenger RNA. The record is from the annotation of a GenBank genome assembly. Lineage: Eukaryota; Bacillariophyta; Bacillariophyceae; Naviculales; Naviculaceae.